UGGGUGUUACUGUACAGAGCAGGAGACACCCUUUGCAACUCCUCCCUAACACCAGGUUAAAAUCCUCAGCCCCACGUGCUGGUUGCAAACCUGCCUGUGACUGACGCCUAGAGCUAGAGAGCUUGCUUGCCUGGAGUCAGCAUGUCGGCUGUGGUUCUAGAGAAUGGAGGCUUAAGCAGGAAAUUCUCUGACUUUGGACAGGAAACAAGCUAUAUUGAAGAUAACUCUAAUGAAAAUAGUGCCAUAUCACUGAUCUUCUCCCUCAAAGAGGAAGUGGGUGCAUUGGCCAAAGUCUUGCGCUUAUUUGAGGAGAAUGAUAUUAAUUUGACCCACAUUGAGUCCAGACCUUCUCGUUUAAAAAAAGAUGAGUAUGAAUUUUUCACCUACCUGGAUAAACGUAGCAUGCCUGCACUUGAAGACAUCAUUCAAAUCUUGAGGCAUGACAUUGGCGCCACUGUCCAUGAGCUUUCCCGAGAUAAGAAGAAAGACACAGUGCCCUGGUUCCCAAGGACCAUUCAGGAGCUGGACAGAUUCGCCAACCAGAUCCUCAGCUAUGGAGCAGAGCUGGAUGCAGACCACCCUGGUUUUAAAGAUCCUGUGUACCGAGCCAGACGGAAGCAGUUUGCUGACAUUGCCUACAAUUACCGCCAUGGGCAGCCUAUUCCUCGAGUGGAAUACACGGAAGAAGAGAAGAAAACAUGGGGCACGGUGUUCAAGACCCUGAAGUCCUUGUACAAAACCCAUGCUUGCUACGAACACAACCACAUUUUUCCACUUCUGGAAAAGUACUGUGGCUUCCGUGAAGAUAACAUCCCCCAGCUGGAAGAUGUUUCUCAGUUCCUGCAGACAUGCACUGGUUUCCGCCUCCGACCCGUGGCUGGCCUGCUUUCUUCUCGGGAUUUCUUAGGUGGCCUGGCCUUCCGAGUCUUCCACUGCACACAGUACAUCAGACAUGGGUCCAAGCCCAUGUUCACACCUGAACCUGACAUCUGCCAUGAGCUACUGGGACAUGUGCCUUUGUUUUCAGAUCGGAGCUUUGCCCAGUUUUCCCAGGAAAUCGGCCUAGCCUCUCUGGGUGCACCUGAUGAAUACAUUGAGAAACUUGCCACAAUCUACUGGUUUACUGUGGAGUUUGGACUCUGCAAACAAGGAGAUUCUAUAAAGGCAUAUGGUGCUGGGCUCCUGUCAUCCUUCGGUGAACUACAGUACUGCUUAUCAGGCAAGCCGAAGCUGCUCCCCCUGGAACUGGAGAAGACAGCCAUCCAGGAGUACCCUGUCACAGAAUUCCAACCCCUAUAUUAUGUGGCUGAGAGUUUUAUGGAUGCCAAGGAGAAAGUGAGGAACUUCGCUGCCACAAUCCCUCGACCCUUCUCAGUUCGUUAUGACCCAUACACUCAAAGGAUUGAGAUCUUGGAUAAUACCCAGCAGCUUAAGAUUUUGGCUGACUCCAUAAACAGUGAAGUUGGAAUACUUUGCAAUGCUCUUCAGAAAAUAAAGUGAAGCCAUAGACAUAAUGGGUCUGUCAACUGACCAUCCCUGAUGGAAAUCCAACUACUUACUUCAUCUGAAAAGAUCUGGAAAGCAAACCUGAAUUUGAGAUGACUAUGUUAAAUUCUUUUGUGAACAAGAUAAACAAUCAACAUAUAAAUCAAAAUGAUCUCAAAGGAUGGUAUAUUAAUUCUUAUCCAAAAACAUAAUAGUGGGUCUUUCAGGGUGUCUUUGAUUUUUCUAUGAUAAUUCUAUAUUCUCAGUUUAUGUACAUCAUUAAUGUCACAUUUCUUCAAAGUUUCUUAAAAUGUAGAGCCCGCUUUGUUUAAACUUUAUAUAGACUUUUUGUAAUUUCACAUAGAAGACUCUUAAAGGAGUAUAUAUGGCUAAAUGUGAAAUAUCAGACUACAAUAAGAUUUGAAUUACUGAGUUUAAAAUAAAUCUUAACCUACAAAGCUUGGUUUCUAUUUGAGUUGAUAAUGAUUCCAAUUGCUGCUUUGUUCCUGGGCCUAUGUAGAUUCCCUUUAAUUCAGCCCAUUAAAAUACUUACAAACAUUAAAAUUCUAUGGAAUAAUAUAAAACAUUUUCAUGUGUUUUGUUAUAAUCAUAAAUACUACUGUGUAAGGUAAUGGAAUUUCCCGCUUGAGCCCCACAACUCCCAGAAUCAUUUUUCAAUUGUCAAAUUUGCUUGAAGACCUUAUAAUAUGACAGAUGUUAACUAAAUGUCUGGUUGGUAGAUAUUCAGUAAGCAUUCAUUGAAUAAAUAAGUGAAUACAUUACUAAACAAGAUCCAAUAAGAAAGUAAGAAUUUUAUUUGUUAUAAAAAAUAUUAAGAGUUGCAAGAUUUUUAGUUUCAGAUAUUUCUUGGAAUUAAAUAUUCCUGUCAUUGCCUUAGAAAUAUAUUAACUGGUACACUUGUGAUUUGAAGGAAUGAUCAGAGGCUUAGACUUCCAACACAUUGCAAGGGCUUAUUGUGAUAAACAAAGUCAAGUCUGGAUAGCCAGUAGACUUUGACUUUUGUUAAAUGUGCUUUUUCUGUGAACACAUGGAUGUCUUGGAAGUAAUGGGGAAAAUAAUUAUGUGUUUGAGGCCAUCACGUUAUUUUACAUGUUAUUUUUAGCAUAAAGGAUUUAAGUAAUAUAUCUUCAAAUAUAGUUCUCAGACCAUCAUCAACAGUUAAUCUUGGGUACCAUUCUAGUGCAAUUCAAUUAGAAUCUCUGGAGAUGGAGCCCAGAGAGCUGCAUUUUAAGUACUACAUUUUAUUCAUUUUUUUAAUUCACAGAUAAAUGUAUUGGGUAAUUAAGUUUGAGAAAACCUGACUUCUGGUGAUCAAUUUGCCUUUUACUAAUGAUGUUUCUUUGGAUGAGCCAUUUUGAUUUUUUGGACCCUGAUUUCACUCUAACCAUGAGUUAUUUAACUACAGAAAACAAGGUCCUUUCCAACCUUGAAAUAUGAUUCAAGUGCUCACAUAUGUCUUUAAAUAACUAUCCCUGAUCUACUAAUAGGAUGUAAUUGCACCUAAGUUUGAUAGCAGGGAAGAAAGAGUAAUUUCAUAUGAAUGUGUCUGAGAUUUAAUUAUUUUGAAAUUGGUAUUUACAUGUCUAUGUUUAUUUUCUCAUAUUUGUAGAAUGCAAUAAAGUGUUUUUCCUUCCAAA
Lepus europaeus (European hare) is the source of this 3143-nucleotide messenger RNA. RefSeq names its product phenylalanine hydroxylase (gene PAH). Gene Ontology annotation, biological process: L-phenylalanine catabolic process; L-tyrosine biosynthetic process. Bases 142 to 1500 code for a protein of 452 amino acids. The record is from RefSeq and is a predicted model, not a curated record. Gene Ontology annotation, molecular function: iron ion binding; phenylalanine 4-monooxygenase activity. The transcript has 13 exons. Lineage: Eukaryota; Metazoa; Chordata; Mammalia; Lagomorpha; Leporidae.